AUGGAGCAUAUACUGCACAUGAAGUUGGACAAGUUAAUUGAAGAAGCUUCGAUCAAAUUGCACGAGCCUGUGCACGAUACUGAAUCGCUCAAUCGAUGGAAGAUACAGAUGUUCACUUUCAUCAAUACAAUCGCCGAGCUCCAGCUACCUUCUUCGCCACAAGUUAGUCAAGAAAAACCGUCGCUUGAUCCUGUCGACUGGUUAUCAGCUCGAUGUGUGGCACAUCAAAUGCUUGAUGCAUCGCUGGAUCAUAUUCAAUCUAUACGAGAUCGACCUGUCUGGCGACCGAUCCCAGAUGAUGUUCGCGCAGCACUCGAGAACGAACCACUUCCCGAACAAGGUCGAUCCCUCUCGGAUGUCUGCCGCGAUGUGUCCACUUACGUGAUACCUUAUGCCUCUACGAAUAUACAUCCUCGUUUUUUCGGCUGGGUGAUGGGUGCAGGCACUGUGGGCGGUGUACUAGCCGAUAUGAUAGCAGCAACACUAAAUACAAAUAACGGUGGGGGCACUCAUACUGCUUCGCUUGUCGAGCGAACUGUCGUUCAGUGGAUGCGUCAAUUGUUUGGUUUCCCGGAAGCAAGAACCGGUGGAAUACUCGUCAGUGGAACAUCCAUGGCGACUGUGAUCAGCAUGGCAACAGCUCGACGACGGGCGCUAGAGAAUAUCAGACAAGAUGGACUUGUCGGUGGACCGCAACUGGUUGCUUAUGCAUCGACGGAAGUGCAUGGAUGUGUUGCCAAGGCAUUUGCGCUGUUGGGACUCGGGUCAAAAGCAUUGCAGCUUGUACCGGUUGAUGAUAACUUUCGGAUUAAAGUCGACGAACUAAGAAUGAGAAUUAGAAGUGAUCGCGAUAAGGGCCGUGUCCCCUUUUGCAUAAUUGGAAAUGCAGGUACGGUGAAUACAGGCGCGUUCGACAACCUUCUCGAACUUGCAUCGAUCGCUCGUGCAGAAAACAUCUGGUUUCAUGUGGAUGGAGCUUUUGGUAGUAUGGUCAUUCUCGAUCCUCAACGUCAACAUCUUGUUGCGGGUAUUGACCAAGCUGAUUCGCUUGCAUUUGACUUUCACAAAUGGCUGCACUGUCCGUACGAUGCUGGCUGUGUGCUCAUUCGCAACAUCGCGGAGCUAGAGUUUACUUUUUCAGAACAUCAGUCAUAUUUGGCCAGAACUAAGCAAGGCUGUAUGGGUGACGAGCCUUGGUUCUGUGAUUUGGGCCCUGAUUUAUCCCGUUCCUUUAAAGCACUGAAGGUCUGGUUUACACUUAAAGAACAUGGCACUGUGAAGCUAGGUCAAAAGAUUGCCGACAAUUGUGAACAAGCUCAAUACUUAGUGUCAUUGCUAGAGAAACAUGAGCAUAACAUUCGUAUAGUGCGUCCUAUUUCCCUGAACAUUGUCAACUUUCGAUUUGAACCCGAAGAACUCGACAAAACCGAUCACGAGCUGAUUGAUACGUUUAAUGAAGACAUUAUUACUAAUAUUCAAACAUCUGGCAUUGCACUUCCAACAUCAACACAUAUCCACAAUCGACUCUGCGUUCGCGUUGCAAUCGUCGGUCAUCGAACUACUUGUAAAGAUUUAGAAAUACUUGUUAAGACUCUUUUGGAGUUCUAUCAAACUCGACUUCUAGUUCAUAUUCGAGAGAGGGAAUGA
Molecule: messenger RNA, 1647 nt
Organism: Didymodactylos carnosus
Lineage: Eukaryota; Metazoa; Rotifera; Eurotatoria; Philodinida; Philodinidae
Source: the annotation of a GenBank genome assembly